AUGGGACUGCCGACCUUCAGAGAUGUGGCGAUAGAAUUCUCUCUGGAGGAGUGGGAAUGCCUGGACCCUGCUCAGAGGAAUUUGUAUAGGAAUGUGAUGUUAGAGAACUACAGGAACCUGGUCUCCCUGUCUUGCUGUCCCUAAGCCAGACCUUGUCACCUGUCUGGAACAAAGCAAAGAACUGUGGAAAGUGAAGACACACAAGACAGUAGCCAAACACCAAGCUAUGUCUUAUUACAUUCAAGACCAUUUGCCAGAACAGAGCACAAAAGAUUCAUUCCAAGAAGUGAUGCUGAGAAGUUAUGGACGAUGUGGUCUUGA
Lemur catta (Ring-tailed lemur) is the source of this 321-nucleotide messenger RNA. Its product is annotated as zinc finger protein 320-like. The record is from RefSeq and is a predicted model, not a curated record. Gene Ontology annotation, biological process: regulation of DNA-templated transcription. Lineage: Eukaryota; Metazoa; Chordata; Mammalia; Primates; Lemuridae.